Molecule: messenger RNA, 2392 nt
Organism: Ixodes scapularis (black-legged tick)
Lineage: Eukaryota; Metazoa; Arthropoda; Arachnida; Ixodida; Ixodidae
Product: beta-1,3-galactosyltransferase 2
Exons: 1
Coding region: 19-1146 (375 amino acids)
Cellular component (GO): membrane
Molecular function (GO): hexosyltransferase activity
Source: RefSeq, a predicted model, not a curated record
UGACAGAAAGGAGUUACGAUGCAGUACCGAAAAACGUUCCUUCUUCUAACAGCUGGUUUCGUUGUGGUUAGCCUCUUGUAUAUCGCACCAUGGUCCCAAGCUGGAGUGCUAGCACCCUGGGCCACAACGCAACUAUUACUUUCGCAACGUUUGAUGCCAUUCUGCAUGGACGAUGGUUACAGUAAUCCCUUGAGUUUAGACGAACCCCAGCAAAGGACACCUAGUAAAACUGAUAUUCCGCGUGUAUGGAAUCCUGAAAAUGACCUGUCUAAAGGGUAUGGUCGGCUACCUUUUCCCAUCGAAAAGACGGGAAACCUGUCCAAUGCGUAUACCACGGUAUCGCGCUGUCGCAACAAGACGGAGACAAUGUUCUUCAUCCACAGCGCCGCGGGCCACCAGGUACACCGGAAUGUUCUUCGGCAGUUCGUCGGCAACGUGGCGCUGUCAUCCGCGCACGACUGGACGAUGGUGUUCUUCGUGGGGAUCUCUAAAAACCAAAGCGUAGGGAGGGCGGUCCAAGAAGAAGCUGCCAAGUACGGCGACGUGGUGGUACUGCCAUAUGAAGACACCUACCAGAACUUGACGUACAAGUUUGUCUACGGAAUGAAGUGGACCCUCGAAUUCUGCCCUUCUGUGAAGUACGUAGUGAAGAUCGAUGACGACAUGGUGGCCAACCUGGUUAAGGUGGUGAGGUACCUCAGGAAGCUGCAAGCAUCUCCUGGUUUUGAACUUCACUGCUUCGUCUGGAGCAGGGCUACGGUGUUCCGUCAGGCCAGCUCGCCCUGGUACAUGCCUACUGACGUGUAUCCCAGGGAUAAGUUUCCAGAUUACUGCUCCGGGCGCGGUGUUUUGUUUAAAAGUGGGGUGUUGCGACGACUGUACAGUGCUUCGUUCUGUCUACCUUUCCACGGCAUUGACGACGUUUACGUGACCGGCGAUGCCGCUCUGUGGGCAAAGGUGGGUCAUGUUGCCAUCAAUUCUGAAGUGUCUCAGGACGGUGAGAACUGGGAAGGAGUCGCCAACGGUCGCGUCAUUUUCAGUCAUAUACACAAUCAUACGCUACGAGCCAAGGCGUGGGAUCUGAUCGUUAGGCAGCUUCAGCGGGAGAAAAAGAAAACUACGCGCUCCUGGAUAAGUUUAUUCUAAUGUUUUGUCUAAUCAACCUAUGGAAGCAAAUUCGCUUCAAAGACUAGUCAUGCUACCUUGUGUGGCCAACCGCUCUGCAGAACCACUGUUCAGGCAACAUAGAGCUUGUCCCACUAUAGUGCAAUCCCAUGAAAUGUGAAGGUCCGGUUAGGAACGCGUACGCACCCUCAACAAAAUUGCGGCGGUAAGAGGCUUUAGAGGGAAUACCUCAAGCCCCAAGACAAACUGAAGCGUCGUUUCUUUUUUUUUUUUUUACAGAGCCAUUGUGAAAGACAGUUGUGGCAGUUAAAGUAUCGUACAGCUUUAACACAUGCCUCCCUUUUUCACAAUUCGUCAGUUGCGUUACUACAGGGACUGCACUGACCUAGCUGGUUCAAUUUUCAUGACAUCUGACCGCACCGAGGUUGACCGAGCGUGUUUUGACUUGAUUUGGGUGUUGACUACAUCUCCUUCCAUCUGAUGACACUCCAGCGGGAGGCCUUUUCAACACAUGAAGCUUCUAGUGGACUUCAUACUCGUAUCUUCUCCACUGAAAAAUCCCUACCUGUAUUUACCGUUGUCGUACACCUACCCGAAACAUUUAUUUCCAUGCUCGAUCGAAUAAAGCGAGUGAAGUUCACAAAAUAGCCACUAGGUACCGUUAGCUAUAUUCCGCUCCCAUUCUGAAUCUCUGACCAACCCGGACACUUCCAUCACUGCAUAUAUAGUGCCCUGCGUCCAGCAUCUUCUCCUAGAUCCCCUAGAUUGGCAGCUAAAGGUGCCUCAUAAAAUUGCUUUAGUUUCACCCAGAGCAGGGGUUUCCAACCAUACCUUACGAACCAAGGUCUUCUAACCGGCCGAUGACUUGCUAUGCUUCUUCCACUAAAGCCCAGCAAGCGACCUGCUUGGAAUAGGCCCGCUGCUACCGGGGGAAAAUAAGUGCGCAUAACGAAAAGGAGCCGAAACGCGCUCCGAUCACGCAAAUCAACAUGAUAGAAAGAACGAGAUAAAACUGCCUAUGGUGACGCGGGUCCUCUCACCAUAUUCACAAUUCAGUUGUCAUCACCAGCAUCACCAUUCUAACUACUUAUGUGAAAUUCUCAUUAGUCUUCUGGCCUCUUAGAGUGUAGCAGUUUUAUUGCGCUCAUUUCAUUUCAUGUUUGGCGAGUUUUAUGGGUCCCAUUUAUUGUGCAACGUCAUACUUAGCUUAAUAUAUGAUUUCACAAUAAAGUGCAUGUAUUCACCCAAAUUAGAGAAUUGUUUGAUA